AUGGGUUGUUGUGUAUAGCGAACCAAAUUCGAGGGGCUUCAGGAUGAAAUGUUCCGCACAGCUAACAUGCUACCCACCUAUGAAAACAUAAAUGCUAUCUAUGAAGAAGUAUAGUUACCAUUUGUGAUAGAGGAGCAGUUGCCUUAGGUUAAGGAGAAGCUGAUAUUUAUGAUAAUAAACCUGCUGAGAGUAAAACCAAUGAUAUUCAUGCACUAGAUUAACAUGUUGAAGAUUAAAUGCGACAUGCGCUAGAAGCCUAAAAAUCUGGUAUACUUCUCAGAAGAUGUAGACUUGGCUAUAGACUACCUAGCUAAUAUGCAGCCUACUCAUCCCUUGGAACUUUCGCCAGAAUUGUGCGCUUAUUCGAGACAAGAGAGAAUGGCUAUAUUCAGUGAGUCGCCAGAACGUAUUAAGACCCGAAUGGACAGUCCAGACCGCUAGAACUCUAAUAAGCCUCUUCAGCUUGAAGUGCAUAGCAUCUUGGACAUUACUGAUUCGAAUGGCACAAUCAACACUCUGGCAAGUGAAACUGCAAAUGAAGCCUCAACAGCGACAAAAUCCUCAAGCAAUUCAAAUAACAACAACAAGAAAAAGCUGGCAAGACAGAGAGUUAAAUUCAAGGGUAUGAAGGAGAUGGUAGUAGAUUUUCUAUGCAGAGAGGAUCUGGCUAUUACAACUCUGAAAGAGUUUCUGGAGCUGUUCGUAUCUAGCAUAAAGAAGAAUCAAUGUCUGCACUCAGAGUUGAUGAAUCCUGCUUAUCAGCAUUUUGGAAUGAAGAUGUAAUUUAACAACUAUUCAUCUAUCGCGACUAUGAGAAUAUUUCUAGCUUAAUCAAUAAGACCGUGA
Molecule: messenger RNA, 846 nt
Organism: Stylonychia lemnae
Lineage: Eukaryota; Ciliophora; Spirotrichea; Sporadotrichida; Oxytrichidae
Source: the annotation of a GenBank genome assembly